AUGAGCAAACCUGAACAAGUUUGGGACCAAACUUGGCAUUGGAUGGCUGAUGACAUUGUCUAUAAUUAUAAAAAAUCAUCAACAAGUCCAGCAUUGCAGCUUGAUGAUAGAACUCUUCAAAAUUUGGUCUUGCUUGAAAUUGAACAACUGCUGCAAGCAAAUCAAAGAUCGCUAAGAGACUAUCCUUCAAUGCCAUAUCCAGAGGAUGUGAAUUGUCCAGCUUAUUUAGACAAUAGCCUUAUAUUAGCUGAACUGAACUACAACAAUGAAGAACUUAGAUCAGAGUUUGAACAUCUAUUUUCUCACAUGACAGAUGAACAAGCUUCAAUUUACAACCAGAUUGUUGAAGCUGUUAAUAAAGAUGAAGGUGGUAUGUUUUUUCUCUAUGGAUAUGGAGGUACAGGAAAAACAUACAUUUGGAAAACACUUGCAAGUUCACUAAGAGCUGACAAUAAAAUUGUAAUAAUGAUGGCCUCUAGCGGCAUAGCUUCUCUGCUAUUGCCUGGAGGUAGAACUGCACAUUCAAAAUUUAAAAUUCCAGUUCUAGUUUUUGAAGACUCAACUUGCAAUAUCCAUCAAGGAACUCAAUUAGCCGAGCUAUUAAAUCAGACAAGUCUAAUCAUUUGGGAUGAAGCACCCAUGGCUCACAAAUUCUGUUUUGAGGCACUUGAUCACAGUCUUAGAGAUAUCAUUAAACACAACUCAAAGGACAAUACAAUCUUUGGAGGUAAAGUCAUGGUCUUUGGUGGAGAUUUCCGGCAGAUCCUGCCAGUCAUUCCAAGAGGCAGCCGCAAUAAUUCCAAACUGUUAUCUUACUAA
Molecule: messenger RNA, 819 nt
Organism: Glycine soja
Lineage: Eukaryota; Viridiplantae; Streptophyta; Magnoliopsida; Fabales; Fabaceae
Product: ATP-dependent DNA helicase pif1-like
Exons: 3
Coding region: 1-819 (272 amino acids)
Biological process (GO): DNA repair; telomere maintenance
Molecular function (GO): DNA helicase activity
Source: RefSeq, a predicted model, not a curated record